Molecule: messenger RNA, 567 nt
Organism: Rodentolepis nana
Lineage: Eukaryota; Metazoa; Platyhelminthes; Cestoda; Cyclophyllidea; Hymenolepididae
Source: the annotation of a GenBank genome assembly
AUGAGUAACGAUUUCCGACUUGGAUUUGAGGGUCAACCUCCAGUCUAUGCUGACGCACUGGAUUAUCUCAACAUGAUAUUUACGGGUGUCUUCACUGUCGAGUUCAUCCUCAAACUAACUGCUUUGGGAUUUAAGAAUUACUUCAAUGACCUUUUCAACGUCUUCGAUUUCAUCAUCGUGGUGGGCAGUUUUGUUGACAUUGUACUCUCUCAUAUCGCCGAAAACUCAAAGUUCUUUAGCAUCAACUUCUUUCGCCUCUUUCGCGUAAUGAGGUUGGUGAAAUUGCUCAGCCGAGGUGAAGGUAUCAGAACUCUACUUUGGACGUUUGUCAAGUCUUUCCAAGCCCUCCCCUAUGUUGCUUUGCUCAUUCUCAUGCUCUUCUUCAUCUACGCUGUCAUCGGCAUGCAAAUGUUUGGCAAAAUUGCUCUAAAUAACCCAGAUAGUGCAAUAACGGUGAACUCAAAUUUUCAGACAUUUCCUCAAGCCGUCUUGAUUCUUUUUCGCUCGGCAACUGGUGAGGCAUGGCAGGACAUCAUGUUCAGUUGCGUAGGAGGUGAGUUAAAGUAA